GUCCGUGUGACGUCAGCGCGUCGUCAAUUUGUGACGCCGUCUCUCUUUGUUGGCUUAACAGCGGCGACGUUUUGUUGUUAUUUUCGCAGCUGCCGGAAAAACAAGCUGGGAUCACUUCGCUCCUCGCCUUAUUCCGCCAUCAGCCGCUUUUCCCACACUGUGUAUUAACUAACCACCAUAGGUGAGUUUGUCACAAGUUGAUAACCACCCUAGGAAUGGACUCAGACGAGGGUUAUAACUAUGAAUACGACGACGAAGAGGAGGAAUGUAGCGAGGACAGCGGCGAAGAGGAGCCCGAGGACGACACCUUGGAGCUCGGCGAGGUGGAGCUGGUCGAUCCGGUGGUGGCCGGCGGGGAGCGAGAUGAGUGCGGCGAUACCGUCGGAGGCGGCCAAGGCCCCGGCGACGAAGAGGAGGAGGACUACAGCUUCGAGGUUUUGACUGCUGAGCAGAUCCUCCAGCAUAUGGUGGAGUGUAUCAAGGAGGUCAACGAGAUCAUCCAGAAUCCUGCAACAAUUACACGCAUACUUCUUAGUCACUUCAACUGGGAUAAGGAAAAACUCAUGGAAAGGUAUUAUGAUGGCAACCUAGACAAGCUUUUCUCAGAGUGUCACGUCAUUAACCCCAGCAAGAAACCCCGAAUCCGUCCUCCGAUCAACACUCGGUCAUCUGCGCAGGACAUGCCGUGUCAGAUCUGCUAUCUAAAUUUUCCCAACUCUUAUUUUACUGGCCUGGAGUGUGGACACAAGUUCUGCAUGCAGUGUUGGGGUGAUUACCUGACUACUAAGAUCAUAGAAGAAGGGAUGGGACAGACUAUUUCUUGUCCUGCUCAUAGUUGUGACAUUUUGGUUGAUGACAACACAGUCAUGCGACUCAUAACCGAUUCAAAAGUGAAGUUGAAGUACCAGCAUUUAAUUACAAAUAGUUUUGUAGAGUGCAAUCGACUGUUAAAGUGGUGCCCUGCGCCAGACUGCCAUCAUGUUGUCAAAGUCCAGUACCCAGAUGCCAAACCUGUGAGGUGCAAGUGUGGCCGUCAAUUCUGCUUCAAUUGUGGCGAGAACUGGCACGAUCCUGUCAAGUGCAAAUGGCUGAGAAAGUGGAUCAAGAAAUGCGACGAUGACAGUGAAACUUCAAACUGGAUAGCUGCAAAUACAAAGGAGUGUCCAAAGUGCCAUGUAACCAUUGAAAAAGAUGGUGGCUGCAAUCACAUGGUUUGUCGGAACCAGAACUGUAAAGCUGAGUUUUGCUGGGUCUGCCUGGGCCCAUGGGAACCCCAUGGUUCUGCUUGGUACAAUUGCAAUCGCUACAAUGAAGACGAUGCCAAGGCAGCCAGAGAUGCUCAAGAGCGCUCCAGGGCAGCCUUGCAGAGGUACCUAUUCUACUGCAACCGCUACAUGAACCACAUGCAGAGCCUGCGCUUUGAGCACAAGCUGUAUGCUCAGGUCAAGCAGAAAAUGGAGGAGAUGCAGCAGCACAACAUGUCCUGGAUUGAGGUGCAGUUUCUAAAGAAGGCUGUGGACGUGCUUUGCCAGUGCCGCUCGACGCUCAUGUUCACUUACGUCUUUGCCUUCUACCUCAAGAAGAACAACCAGUCAAUUAUUUUUGAGAACAACCAGGCGGACUUGGAAAACGCCACUGAGGUUCUGUCUGGCUACUUAGAACGGGACAUAUCCCAGGAUUCCUUGCAGGAUAUCAAGCAGAAAGUACAAGACAAGUACAGAUACUGUGAGAGCCGGCGAAGAGUUCUGCUACAGCACGUGCACGAAGGCUACGAGAAGGACUUGUGGGAGUACAUCGAGGAUUGAGAACUGGUCCCAAUGCAACGGACUCCGGAGUAUCUUGACAAAAUAAGAGCGCUGAUGCAAUUUAUCAGGGCAGUACGGGCCUUCGCUCCCUCUACUUGGCAAAACCUACCAUUUUGCAUCGUUUCCCGGGGUUUGUUUAACAAUAUUAAGUAAAUUAUAUUUAAAUAAAAAGCUAGCGUCAUAAAAAGAAAGUGUACUACAGUAUUGUUAGCAAAGUGGAGAAAGUCCAUCUUCAAAAAAAAAACAACUUACAUCCUUGUUUUGGUUUGUAUGGUAACCCUCCACCUCAGUUUCCUUUUUUUCUCUGAUUCUUUUCAGCUUGUGACAUUUCUGUUUUAAACCAAUGUUUUUGUUUGCCCAUUGGUGUCAACUUGUUUUCAACACAGCUUUAAUCGUCCUGGAGGGUCAUGUGACCAGCUCGUUUUGUCUGCUGGGCUCAUUUGCAAAAAGGGGCAAAAGACUUUUAAUUUAAAAAAAAAAAAAAAAAAAAAGGAAACCUGGAGAAAAGACGUGAAAAAGAACAAAAUAGCAAGAUUUUUUUUUUUUCUUUCAAUUUGUAAAUAGUCCAUAUGCAUGGAAGUUUAAAGAAGACGUGCGGCACGCGUUUGCAUCAUUUAGACCUUCUUUAGAAACAUUGUAAAAGAUCCAUCCGAGGAGGCAAUAAGGAGCCGUGCACAAGGAGCUCUGAAAGGACACUAACAAACUACAAGGUUACAAAUGAUGCACAACGCGUGUGCUCAACUGUCCCCCGAUUCUAACCUGCCGCCGUACCCCUGUAGUUGUUUUUAGAGCUUACUAAUUGUUUGCAAGAGCCAAACUGAGUGACAUUCACUCUUUGUUUUCUUUGUGUCUGUCCCCAUCAUGGCUUGAGGUGGCCGCACCUUUGGGGAUGGAAUGUACUGACAGUGCUGCUCAUGAGCUGCAAGAGGUGUUGGGACCUUGCAGGGACAUAGAUGGACACCUGGGACUCUUCAUUCUACAACCAUAGGACAAACCUGGCAAGGUUGUGCUGGUCCCUAACUGGCCCUUUUUUUUCCCCCCCCUGUUUUUGGAGUUUUGAGGACAUGUCAGCGCCCCCUGCAGGUUGUCGCGCUCUCCGCUUGUAAAUGCUCCUUGGUGUGUGUGAAACACGGCAGCUGCCUUCUCCACGGAGGACGUGGAUGUUGAAGGCGCUGAUCAAAGUCACAUGAUGACACCCACGUGUCAGCAUCGAAAAAGACAAAAAAGGCAGUUCUAUGGCUGUGGGCUUGAAGAGGGUUGGGGGGGACAAUCGUGUCCCCAAAAUGCUUAUUGUGUUCAGACUUAUUUUAUCCUAGAAAAUUAUAAACUGUAUUGUUUAUUUGAAUAAAUGUCAUGAGAAAUCUGA
Molecule: messenger RNA, 3171 nt
Organism: Nerophis lumbriciformis (worm pipefish)
Lineage: Eukaryota; Metazoa; Chordata; Actinopteri; Syngnathiformes; Syngnathidae
Gene: arih1
Product: ariadne ubiquitin-conjugating enzyme E2 binding protein homolog 1 (Drosophila)
Biological process (GO): protein ubiquitination
Molecular function (GO): ubiquitin-protein transferase activity; zinc ion binding
Source: RefSeq, a predicted model, not a curated record